Molecule: messenger RNA, 585 nt
Organism: Morone saxatilis (striped sea-bass)
Lineage: Eukaryota; Metazoa; Chordata; Actinopteri; Moronidae
Gene: atoh1c
Product: atonal bHLH transcription factor 1c
Exons: 2
Coding region: 1-585 (194 amino acids)
Molecular function (GO): protein dimerization activity
Source: RefSeq, a predicted model, not a curated record
AUGCCGCCGAGUAAAAGCCUCUUUGCGCCUUUCAUCUCUGUGGACCCGGAGGGAGGCGUCGGCCCCGCGGCCCCGGUGGCCCUCCACGCCGACAUCCACGCUCUGCUGCAGCGGAGCCGCGCACAGGAGCGGCCGGGGACAGAGCGCACCCGGCGGGGCUGCGACCACCGAGACCCCCCGUGCGCCAUCGUCGAGCUCCGGCUCGGCCCCGCCGGCGAGAGGAGGAGGAUGCUGGGGCUCAACGUGGCGUUCGACCGGCUGCGGAGCGUCAUCCCCAACCUGGAGAGCGACAAGAAGCUCUCCAAAUCUGAGACCCUCCAGAUGGCGCAGAUCUACAUCGCCACCCUCAGCGAACUGCUGGAGGACGGCGCCUCGGUACCGAGCCGAGCACCGCGGCCCCCGCCCUCACAGGGGACCACACCUGCGUCAGGGGAGCCAUCGGGGCCGCCUGCAUCGGGGCCGCCUGCAUCGGGGCCAGUCAGGGACUUUGAGAGCGGGAAGAGCAGCGGGGGCCCGGCGCGCACAGAGGAGGAGCACAGGAGUUAUGGGGAGGACAUGUGGGAGAGAACGAGCGGGACCAAGUGA